ACAGGAAGAACACACAUUAGUUAGCAAAACAAACUGAUACUGAGUCUUAUUCCAGUACAAAAAUGAUCACGAAGGCAGGGGCGAAGUACGUUGAGCGGCCUGACUGACGACAUGAGACAACCUUUGCUCCUUAUCAGUCUGUCACUGGCAGUCCUCUCUGCCAAUGUGUUGGCGCAGGAUCCUGUACAGAUUGAGUUCCAGACAGACCCGUUGCUGGUUCAAACUGGUACUGAUGUAGUGUUCACAGUGCUGACGGUGCCUGAGGUCCUAUCCAUGACAUGGCAAUACCAAGGAGGAAUCACCCUUGGAUUGUUUGCCGGAGGAAGUGCAGUGGUUAACCCGGUGCCUCAGUUCCAGGGGAGGGUCUCUAUCACUGCCACUCAGCUCCGAAUUGGAGGUGCUCAGCUCCGAGAUGCAGGGAACUACACGGUGGAGGUGAUCCCCUCUGCUACAACAGGCCUGUCUACUAACUCCAGAUCAGUACAGCUGAGAGUGUUUGAUGCAGUGGCCGGGGUCAGUCUGUUUGUACCCUCAGUGGCUGUGGAGGGGAGAAAUAUCUCUCUGAGGUGUACAUGGACGGCUGGGACAGAGAUUACAGUCCAGUGGGGUAAAGGAGGCGAAACCAUCACCGCCAACUCCAGGAUCACCAUCUCAGGUGGCUCGCUGGUCAUCAACCCAGCCAGGCGGGCUGAUACCGGGGAGUACACAUGUACUGUCAGCAACCCUGUCAGUGCCCGCACCGCCACACAGAGCUUCACUGUCUACUAUGGCCCUGACACCCCUGUACUUACCAAGGAAACCCCAAAAAAUUGUGUCGGAGGCGGUGAUGUUUUGGCGGGAGGGACGGUGCGUCUCACCUGUUUGUCUGACUCACUGCCCCCUGCCCUCUUCUCAUGGCAACGUGAUGGGCAACCAGUCACAUCUGGCCAGCCAGACAGCGGAGUGCUCAGCCUUCAGACUUUCUCGUCUAAUGAGAGCGGCCGAUAUGUCUGCACGGCCAGAAACGGCAUCACUGGGGGCACCUCGGAGCAGGGGACAGACUUGGCCAUCGUAGACAUAUGUCUUAAUGCAGGAGAAGUGGUGGGGAUUGUGAUUGGCUGUUUGCUGCUGAUCAUAAUCAUCGCGCUCCUCAUCUUCUGUCUUGUGCGAAGGAGGAGGGAACAGCCAAGACAAAGGGAUACUGUGGUUGUGCAGAAGACCAAUACAAAUCCCAGGCCUAUACCCUCUGAUCCACAACCUAAUGGUGCAAGGGAAUUGGGCCAAGGUCUCCACCCCCCUCUCUAUCACCUUAACACACACACGCGCCACCCUGACCACUUAUACACAGGCCUGCGUGAAAGCCCUGGCAACCCACAGACACUGCCGACGAACGGCAUGCAUAACUCUGACACGCACCAACACAAUGGUCGUACCCACACAAAUAGCCUCCUACACAAUGCUAUUCAGAACACCAAUUCAUACCCACACAAUGGCAUUGACAACCCGGCUUUCACACACACUGAGGCUCAGAACGCAAACAUGCUCACAAACACACAGCAGCAAAACCCUAACAUUCUCAUACAGGCUGGCACUGCCCAGGGCGGCGCCCAGCCACCGGCAGUCCACGUCAGCCUCAACACGCUGCCACAAACUGCCGAGCAAAACAACAAUGCACAAAUGCCCACCAUUCAUGUCAAUCUAAACUCAUUCUCAACCAAUGGCCAACAGACUCAGCAGGACAGCUCAUUUCCUUUUACCGCUACAGCCAAUAAUAAUGCUUCACAAACCCAACAAAACCUGACACAAACAGGGCAAUCAAAUCCUAGAAUGCAAAGUGGGCAGUCCUAUCCGAGUGACACCCGGCCGAAUAACCACAUAGACACAGGUCAUCGAGCUCAGGCUGAACCAAUCCCGACGGGAUACACACACUAUAACAUUAACAACACCGCUCAGCGAAAUGCGAACACACAGACCUACCAGCAGGAUCCAGAGCAUCAUAACAGGUCUGAUAGAAACUCACAGAGACAUGAUGCAGCUGCCAACUCCUCCCGUCGACAGAUGCCAUGGGAUCGCCUCAGAGGGACACCAGCAUAUCCCAGCGGCACACUUCAAAGAGGACAGACAUCACCUGAAUUCACCUCUUCCACUACAGACUAUACUUACUAUCCUCCUGUGCAUGAGGCUAACAGAUCUCAGCCUCAAACUCAAAGCCAAACCACUUCCCGGAGCAGACCUCCAACCAGACAAGAUACACUAACACUGGACAGACAGACGAGGAACCGCUCAGCCGAUCUAGGAAGCCCAUACACUCUUAGAGUGCCACAGCUUGAGCCUGAUAACCACACACAUAGAAGCCCCCACACACAAAGAGAGCGUGCUCAGCAAGACAUCAGAGGUCCGCCUGGUAGCCAGACUGCCCACAGGCAGGAAGCCACACACAGCAGUAACCCUCAGGCACUGCCUCUCAUGAGCCAGCAGGCCUCUGUUGGCCGCUCUGCUGUGUCACAAGGACCCACGACACAACAGGGUGCAGAUACAAGAGCUUUGGCUGAUCCUAAUCACCUUCCACAGGCACACAUGGCCCAGCAACACAGAGCAGCACCGAUCCAAAAAACACCACAAGGUCUAGGCACACAGACACAGCCUGUCAUACAUGGUGCCAGUCAUCCUCGCCAAGGAGGCACUGCUCCAGUCCUGCACCCAUCUGCCCAGCCUAAUCCUAGUAACUUAACCCGGGCUACACUUAAAGCACACACGGACAGGGCUCAAAUAUUUCAGAACCGGAAACAACAGACUCAGGCUGCCCUGCUUCACCCUGGACAGCAGGCUCAAGCUCCUGCUGCUGGAGCUCAGCACCCACCAACUCUGCCUCCUGUUAUCCCCCUUGCACAGUUCCGAACCCUCCCCAAAGAGCGCACCCAGCACAAAUCCCCAACUAGGGGCCCUCAGCCCCCCAGACCCCCUGUUAAUAUACCCGUGGCUCAACGACACCUACAAGUACAACAGCGGUCCAAUGUGCAGCGCCAUGCUGCCACAAUGCCCGUCAACCGUCAUCACCAUCCUGGUAAUGGCCACGUGCAUGCCACUACACACCGGCAUCCCCAUGCCCAUGCCCAUGCCCGAGGUCAUGGGAACACUGCCCACUUCACCCACUCAUGGCAGCAACAGGCUCACAGAGGGAGACCAAGAUGAUGACAGAUGUCAGCAGACUACACUCUACAACUGUCCCGUAUCCACUGACACAAACAAACAGCUGACAGACGUGAUCCAAUAAACCACCAAGCAAGACUGACUGCACAAGGUUCUGCACUCAAGCUGUCAUAACCUGGUAUCUCAGUACUAAAGUCAGUUUUUUUUAAUAAUAGAAAUGAACACAUCUCCCACCGGGAUGAUAAAACCUAACUUUAUUGAAGAAAGUCCUACUUUCUUAGAAACAAAAGACAAAAUCUCUUGAAGUACGAGACUUAAUUUACCCUUUUUAAGAUGCUGUCAUGAGAAAUGUAUUAAAUUAAGUAAAAUAUACGAAAGGGUUUUCAUACAAAAUGUUUCCCCAUCAGCAACCCUCCUCUCCAAACACACACACACACACACGCUGUUUCCCAGACCCUCAUGUAGUAUUGUUGUAUUUUGACUUUGGGAGCACUGGUCAUGCAUCAAACUUUGCCAAGAGCCUCCUCAGAGCAGACAAGUUCAGUGAUCCAUAGCUCCUGACCAAGCUUACAUCCCCUCAUCCAUUCAUCAUCAAAAAUGAACAACACUACCUUGGCCAAAUGCACUUGAGGUGUUUGUAUGAAUAUAUUUGACAUUUAAGAAGAUCUAAUAGUGACAGAUGGUAAAUGAGAAGAGACCCUGCACAAGAUGGACUUAGCCCCUGGGAACGGUGACAAUUAUGAAAGAAGAAAUUAGCUGUAGGGGUGGUCUUGAUGUACAUGGAACUAUUUAUUUUGUGCAUUCUGUUUACAGAUGCCUCUCAUGACACUUCUCAAUUAAGGGGAUUCGCCUCAGUGGAGCUCGAAAGCAAUGCUCAGCUAACUAUGAAGGGGACCCCACGAAUGGAUGGGCGCUUAUUAAUUAAAUGCUUUUAUGUGACUUAAAUGAGUUGGAAAAUAAUCACACCCGUGCAUGAAUGAGGUCAGCACAAAGACCUGAGCUGCCACGCUUUCUGCUGAAAAAGCAUAGUGUAACAAUUUACUGUCUGCGCUGGGUCAUGGACAGCACAUUAAAAAUGAUGGAAUGUCAUUAUUACUUUAACAUAUUAUGUAUUUAUUGGUUUUAUAUUGUUUUUAGUUUUUAAACUCAGGGAUGUACUUGUAAAGUUGAUUUAAGUUGUACUGAUUGAUAUCAUUGCCAUUAAUUAUCAAGUGUACCCAGAAUCCAUAUAUGAUAUUCUGUAUUGCUCUUAUUGUCAACAAAUACAACCAAUUAUGAAUUAAUGUUUCAAACAAAUUUUGUCUGUGUAGCCAAAACCUGAUAUAUCUUAUAUCUCUGUGCCAUAAACCUCCAUUGUUGUCCAAAAGUAUUAAAAACUCAUCAGCGAGUCACACUGUUGAACAGGAUGACAUGUUCCCUUAUUACGAUAAACAUGAGCACUGUAGUUAUUUUGAGUCCAACAUAGACAGUCAUCGUGCUGUAAAUACUCACUAGCCACCAAAUGUGUAUUAAUCCUUCACUGCAAAUAGUUCCCCAAACUAAUGCACUAUUUACUCUUGUCUGAGUAAUGUUUUCUAAAAACUACCCUGUUCGAAAAUUAUUUGGCCUUUUAGAAAAUUAAACUUAUAUAUUUGUGACCUUUACCAAAGACUUAUGGCUUAUUGGGAACAAAUGGGCUUGGAGAGAAUGCUGCAGACAAGAUAGGGAAGUUGGAAAGUAUUAGUAGACAUUCUAACUUUUUUUUUUAGUAAGUUGAGAAUAAGAGAAAUACAGACUAGCACCAGCUUUAUAUAAACAUCCAAAGUUGGAAACAAAUAGAAAAAAUACACAGCUCAUCGAACAACAAAAACAUCUGGAGCAAGAGGUUACUUUACCGCUUUUGGAAAAUGAAUGCUUGUAAAUACAGUGGUUUAUACAGAUGUUGAAUAUUCAUGUCAGAAUGUACAAGUACAGUAUUUAUCUUUGCUCUGCAGGAAGGAUCUGUAAAUUUUUUGGGCUCUAUGAAUUGUUCAAAUACCUUUUAAUGUUAUUAAUAACAAUAAAGAAUUGUUGCUCUUUUCA
Thunnus maccoyii (southern bluefin tuna) is the source of this 5190-nucleotide messenger RNA. RefSeq lists its product as uncharacterized. The record is from RefSeq and is a predicted model, not a curated record. Bases 112 to 3171 code for a protein of 1019 amino acids. Lineage: Eukaryota; Metazoa; Chordata; Actinopteri; Scombriformes; Scombridae. The transcript is spliced from 9 exons.